AAGAUGUUCAAGAGGAUUCUUAGUCCAGAACUCCCAGAAGGCUUUGAGAGUCAGAAGCAGGAUAAGGAAGUGGUGGAGGCUGAAGAUGAGCAGCAGGAGAGCAGUGCCAGAGAGGGGGCUCUGAAGAUCACACUGCACAUCCUGAGGAAAAUGAACCAGAAGGAGCUUGCUGACACACUGGAGAAAAAUUCAGAUGAGCUUGCUGUGAUUUGCCAACGUGAACUCAAAUCUAAUCUAAAGAAGAAGUUUCAAUGUGUAUUUGAGGGGAUCGCUAAACAAGGAAACCCAACACUUCUCAAUAAGAUCUACACAGAGCUCUACAUCACAGAGGGUGGAACAGGAGAGGUCAAUAAUGAACAUGAGCUGAGACAGAUUGAGACAACAAACAGGAAAAAAGCAAUACCAGAGACUGCAAUCAAAUGUAACGACAUCUUCAAACCCUUAACUGGACAAGACAAACCUAUCAGAACUGUGCUGACAAAGGGAGUCGCUGGCAUUGGAAAAACAGUCUCUGUGCAGAAGUUCAUUCUGGACUGGGCUGAAGGAAAAGCAAAUCAGGAUGUCCAAUUUGUAUUUUCAUUCCCUUUCCGGGAGCUGAAUUUGAUGAAAGGGGACAAACACACUUUCAUUGAACUUCUCAAUCACUUCUCAAUGGAAACCAAACAAUCAGGAAUCUCCAUCUACAACAAGUACAAAGUUCUGUUCAUCUUUGAUGGUCUGGAUGAGUGCCGACUGCCCCUAGACUUCCAGAAGAACAAGAUCUGUUGUGACGUCACAGAGUCAACCUCAGUGGAUGUUCUGCUGACAAAUCUCAUCAAGGGAAAUCUGCUUCCCUCUGCUCUCCUCUGGAUAACUACCCGACCUGCAGCAGCCAAUAAGAUCCCUUCAGGGUGUGUUGACCAGGUGACAGAGGUACGAGGGUUCAAUGACCCACAGAAGGAGGAGUACUUCAGGAAGAGAUUCAGUGAUGAGGACCUGGCCAGCAGAAUCAUCUCACACAUAAAGACAUCAAGGAGCCUCCACAUCAUGUGCCACAUUCCAGUCUUCUGUUGGAUUUCUGCAACAGUCCUUGAACACAUGCUGAAACAUAAGAGAGAAGAGAUGCCCAAGACUCUGACUGAGAUGUACACACACCUCGUGGUGUUUCAUACCAAACAGAAGAAUGAAAAGUAUCUUGGGAAAGAAGAGACAGAUCCACACUGGAAUAAAGAGAGCAUUCUGUCACUGGGAAAACUGGCUUUUCAACAGCUUGUGAAGGGCAAUCUGAUUUUCUAUGAAGAAGACCUGAAAGAGUCUGGCAUUGAUGUCAGUGAAGCCUCAGUCUACUCAGGAUUGUGCACACAGCUCUUUAAAGAGGAAUGUGGGCUGUACCAAGACAAGGUGUACUGCUUUGUUCAUCUGAGCAUUCAGGAGUUUCUGGCUGCUGUAUAUGUGUUCCUCUCAUUCAUCAACAACAAUGAGAAUCUAAUGGACGAACCUCAAUCAAUAUUCAGAUUCUUUUCGUCGCUCUUCAGAGACAAGCCUGAAGUUACUGUCUACAAGAGUGCUGUGGAUAAAGCCUUACAAAGUGAGACGGGAAACCUGGACCUUUUCCUCCGCUUCCUUCUGGGCCUCUCACUGGAGUCCAAUCAGAAGCACUUACAAAGGUCUACUGACAAAGACAAGCAGCUCACAGCCCAUGAAGAAACAGUCAAGUACAUCAAGGAGAAGAUCAGGGAGAAUCCCUCUCCAGAGAGGAGCAUCAAUCUGUUCCACUGUCUGAAUGAACUGAAUGACCAUUCUCUAGUGGAGGAGAUCCAAAGCUACCUGAGAUCAGGAAGUCUCUCUAGAGCCAAACUGUCACCUGCACAGUGGUCAGCUCUGGUCUUUGUGUUGCUGACUUCAGAAAAGGAGCUGGAUGUGUUUGACCUGAAGAAAUACUCCAGAUCAGAGGAAGGUCUUCUGGGGCUGCUGCCAGUGGUCAAAGCCUCCAGAGCUGUUCUGCUGUCAGGCUGUGGAGUCACAGAGGAAGGCUGUGCUUCUCUGGUCUCAGCUCUGGAGUCAAACGCCUCACACCUGAGAGAGCUGGAUCUGAGUAACAAUGACCUGAAGGAUUCAGGAGUGGAAUUGCUCUCUGCUGGACUGGGGAAUCCCCACUGUAAACUGGAGACUCUGAGGCUGUCAGGCUGUCUAGUCACAGAGGAAGGCUGUGCUUCUCUGGCCUCAGCUCUGAGGUCAAACCCCUCACACCUGAGAGAGCUGGACCUGAGCUACAAUCACCCAGGAGACUCAGGAGUCAGACUGCUCUCUGCUGGACUGGAGGAUCCACACUGCAGACUGGAGAAACUCAUUGUGGAACAUGGUGGAGAGAACACAAUGAAACCUGGGCUUAGAAAAUAUGUCUGUGAUCUCACACUGGACCUAAACACAGUAAACAGACUCCUCUCUCUGUCUGAGGAGAACAGAAAGGUGACAUGUAGGAGAGAGGAGCAGCCGUAUCCUGAUCACCCAGACAGAUUUAAGGACUGGCAGCAGGUUCUGUGUAGAGAGGGUCUGACUGGGCGCUGUUACUGGGAGGUAGAGUGGAGUGGGAGAGGGGCUGAUAUAGGAGUGACAUAUAAAGGAAUCAACAGGAGAGGAAGGAGUUAUGACUGUGGGCUUGGAUCCAAUGACAAUACCUGGAGUCUGUUCUGCUCUGACAACAGUUACACUGCCAGGCACAAUAAUAAUCCCACUACCAUUGACGUCCCCUCCUCCAGCUCCCACAGAGUAGGAGUGUAUCUGGACUGGCCAGCCGGCACUCUGUCCUUCUAUAGAGCCUCCUCUGUCACACUGACUCACCUGAUCACAUUCACCUCCACAUUCACUGAGCCCCUCUAUCCAGGGUUUUAUGUUUGGUUUGAUGAGUCCUCAGUGUCCCUGUGUCAAACACAACAUGAUGAUUUACUCUAAUCAGGGUCAUGUUCAAUAAGACACACUGAAGCAACAAUGUAGAAUAUCUUUCUAGUGUGUAAACAUAUGAUUGUAAAUAUUCAUGAAUAAACACCAUUGAAGUUGACAGACAUUGUCAACUAGAGUCAAACAGUUUUCAUUUAGAAAUCAUUGAUCUUGUUGUUAUUUGGCUUCUUGUUGUUUGUAAAUAUUGUAGAAUGUUUAUUUGUUUAUUUCUUGGGACGACACAACAAUGUAGUUUAUGUAUAUAUAUGUUUGUGUAUAAACUCAAAUCAACUGAAUGAAAAGAUGUGACAGAUGUGACUAAUAAAGGAUCAUCAACCAGAUGGAA
Messenger RNA from Oncorhynchus tshawytscha (Chinook salmon), 3262 nucleotides. RefSeq names its product NLR family CARD domain-containing protein 3-like. Lineage: Eukaryota; Metazoa; Chordata; Actinopteri; Salmoniformes; Salmonidae. The record is from RefSeq and is a predicted model, not a curated record. Gene Ontology annotation, molecular function: protein binding.